AUGCUUGGAUACGAGUGUCUAGACUCCAACAGUCCCCGCUCCUUCCUCUUCUCCGUCGUCGCUAAUGUCGGCCCCCGUGGCGCCAGCCGCUCCUGGCCGUGGCUUACCGCCAGGCAUGUCGUGGCAGACACCCUCGCGCUGAUCGAAAUCCUCUCGGAUCCCGCAAACCGCGCGCCGCUUGAGGCGGAGAGGGCGCUCGCGGAGGGCUGGUAUCGUCGGUCUCACGGGGGCAACGAGGCCGAGAGUAGUGAGCGGCCUAGCAUUCCAGACACGCCGCAGCCCCCUUUCGUCGUGCCUGAUGGCUCCCAGCGGUGGGAGCAGCCGCAAAUACUGCCCGAGCUGCCGUGGCAUGAUGACGCGCUCAGCGAGUUCCCCUUUACAACGACGUGCCUUUUGCUGGGAUUGUUGCGCGACGAUGGCGAUGGCGAUGCUAAUGCCACUAUUAGCAAUAGUAGGCGCCCUGGCGACGUCCAGCUCCAGCCGCUAUCCACUGUGUUCCGUGGCGACUGCGCCGAGUAUGGCCUUGUCGUUCUCGAUAUCUCCGACCUCGACAGCGGCGUCAAGUACGGCAUCGUUGGCUUCCCCGUGCGCUAUAUGGCCGAAGUUUCCUACUACAGCAAGGAGGGUGGCUGGGAUCCCGUUGAAGACCCCCGCCUAAGAAGGAGCCUGACAUUGUACUCAUCAGCCCGCGGCCUCGAGUGCCGUUGUCUAUUCUUCGGUGGCUACGCAAACUUCUGGCCUUCAAAGUCCACUACCCGGGCCAAAAGUGCAUCGACCUCAUCACCCUGGCGCUUGACCACGUCCGACGAGCCGCCGCGAGAUGCGCACAUGGACCGCGCCAAAGAUGCAUCGUCCACAACAGCCUCGCGCUUGACCACGUCACACGAGCCGCCGCGAAAUGCGCACAUGGACCGCGCCAUCGAUAAUCUGCUGAUUCUCACACAGGAGCUCGCCGACCUCCACCUCGACGAAAAGACAAUCGGCAAAUUCCAAAAGCUCGCCGAGUUCCGCGAGCAUCUGCGGCGGCGGCUCGAAGAGGUGCCCGACAGCCUGGGCCCAUCCUCCGAGGCCUCGGGCCAUAUUCUGCGCGUUGCGUACGCUGGACGCACGCACCUCAACUGGGUCGCGUUUAGGAACCUCGCGCCAGGCCUGAUCGCUGCCGCCGUUGCAUCCGACGAGCUUCGGGGGGCGUCUGCGCUCAGCCUCUGCGUCGAUAAGUUCAAGCUGGAGGGAGACGAGGGAUACCUCGGUGAUCUAGCAGCGGCUCUGGCGCAGUCCACCCUCAAACAGCUCUGUUUCUUGCAGGGACCGGAUAGGGAUAGCGACGACGCCUCCGCUCGUUUCUGCACGCAGCUGCUGCUGCAGAGGAGGUCAUCAGGGGACUUAGGGUGGCUCCGCGACAAAACCAUCUAUCCGACUUACGCCUUUUCGAGAUCCUUGCGCAGCCGCAAAUUCAAAUCGCCCUCGACAUGA
This is a messenger RNA of Penicillium samsonianum, 1473 nucleotides long. RefSeq lists its product as uncharacterized. NCBI's taxonomy places the organism in Eukaryota, Fungi, Ascomycota, Eurotiomycetes, Eurotiales, Aspergillaceae. Bases 1 to 1473 code for a protein of 490 amino acids. The transcript is spliced from 3 exons. The record is from RefSeq and is a predicted model, not a curated record.